AUGCUGUUCCUCCUUUCUCCACCACUCCGGUGGGGGGGGGGGAGGUGUGUAGGUGUGAAUGUACACAUACAUUGCCAAUCAUGGAGGUCAGCAUGGAUUCAGCUGACAACAUGGCUGCGGCCGCUUCUGCUGCCCAAGACGAGCUGAAUCAACUUGAGCGUGUAUUCUUGCGUCUUGGCCAUGCAGAAACAGAUGAGCAAUUACAGAAUAUUAUAUCCAAAUUCCUUCCCCCUGUUCUUUUAAAGCUUUCCAGCACACAAGAAGGAGUACGUAAAAAGGUUAUGGAAUUGCUAGUUCACCUGAACAAACGAAUCAAAAGUCGUCCAAAAAUCCAACUUCCAGUGGAGACUUUAUUAGUCCAAUAUCAAGAUCCUUCUGCAGUCUCCUUUGUUACAAAUUUUACAAUAAUAUAUGUUAAGAUGGGUUACCCUCGUUUGCCUGUGGAAAAGCAAUGUGAACUGGCACCCACUCUCCUUACUGCAAUGGAAGGAAAACCUCAACCCCAACAAGACAGCCUAAUGCAUCUUCUAAUACCAACACUUUUUAACAUGAAAUAUCCUGCUGAACCUCUGAAAGCAGCUUCUCCAUUUAAUCUUGCUGAAAAACCAAAGACUGUACAACUGCUAUUGGAUUUUAUGUUGGAUGUUCUCCUUAUGCCUUAUGGAUAUGUAUUAAAUGAAUCCCAGAGUCGCCAAGCUGUUCCAGGGGGACAGGGUUCCUCUUCAUCAAGUAGUUCUGGAGGAUCUGGGAUCCCCCAGCCUCCUCCGGGAAUGAGCUUUUAUGCAGCUAAGCGGGUUAUUGGAGACAGUCCAUGGACACCUGAGCAGCUGGAACAGUGUAAAUUGGGUAUAGUAAAGUUCAUUGAAGCUGAGCAGGUGCCUGAACUUGAAGCUGUCAUACAUUUGGUUAUUGCCUCUAGUGAUACACGGCACAGUGUAGCCACUGCAGCAGAUCUUGAACUCAAAAGCAAGCAAAGUUUAAUUGACUGGAAUAACCCAGCCAUCAUCAACAAGCUGUACAAAGUAUACCUUGGGGAUAUACCACUAAAAACUAAGGAGGGAGCUGUUCUGAAACCAGAACUGAAACGUGAUCCUGUCAGUACUCGGGUGAAGUUAAAGAUUGUCCCUCAUCUUUUGCGUUCCAGGCAAGCUGCAGAAACAUUUCCUGCAAAUAUUCAGGUUGUCUAUGAUGGGCUUUUUGGUGCAAAUGCCAAUGCUAAACUGAGAACUCUGUCUCUUCAGUUUGUGCAUCAUAUUUGUGUGAUUUGCCCUGACAGCAAGAUAAAGCCAUUAGGCCCAAUGCUUUUGAAUGGACUGACAAAACUAAUAAAUGAAUAUAAAGAGGAUCCCAAACUGCUUUCAAUGGCCUAUUCUGCUGUUGGAAAACUUUCCAGCCGAAUACCUCAAUUGUUUACCAAGGAUCUUGCACUGGUCCAACAAUUUUUUGAAGCUCUUUCUAAGGAAGAACCUGAUACCAGACUAGCUAUUCAGGAAGCUCUGUCCAUGAUGGUUGGUGCAUACACCAGUUUAGAAGGAGCACCUCGUACUCUUAUGGAGGCACUUGUAGCCUCUAACCUAAUCAAGCCUCAAGUCCAAGUACGCCAAGUAGCUGUAAAAUUUGCCAGCACAGUGUUUCCUUCUGAUCAUAUUCCUUCAAGAUACUUGCUUCUUUUAGCUGCAGGAGAUCCGCGGGAAGAGGUGCACGGAGAAGCACAACGUGCUCUAAGAACAUUUCCUGGUAAAAAUGAAAAGGAAAGUGCUGAUAAACAGAUGCCUUCAUUUCCAGAAAUGGUCCAGUAUAUUCAAGAAAAGGCCUCUCACCGAAUGAAAACUCCUGCUAAAUACAUGACUGGAACAACAGUAAUGCCUUUCAACCCAGCUACUUUUGGAGAGAUAGUGCUGUAUCUCCGGAUGUGUCUUGCUCACAGUGCUGGUGUGGUGCCUACUUCUCAGAGCUUAGCUGAUAUGCAAGAUCAUGCUCCAGCCAUUGGCCGUUAUAUAAGAAACCUCCUCUCUGGAAAUAUUAUAACAUCCUCAUCCUCAAAGGGAGGUGAAAGCAAUCCUGUACAGAUUUAUAUAAGUCUCCUUCAGCAGUUGCUCUCUGGUGUUGGAGCGACACCGGAAGUGGCAUCACUUCCAGUCUCGCGAGAUUUUGGCAGCUGCGCCACUCAUUCUUCCAUCUUCCCUGCUUUUGGGUUCUGCGUGGGUUUGCCAGUCAUGUACUGUUUGCUGGAAGUUGUUUCAGUCUAUCCUGAAAAGCUAGCUGCAAGAUUUAUAGACAAGAUGGAUUGGAUAAAGAACCUUAUGAAUACUAAUAAAGAAGAAAUGCGGGAAUUAGCUGCUCUAUUUUAUUCAGUUGUACUUUCCACAGUGUCAGAAAAUGAAUUCAAAACAUCUGUUCAGCACCUGAUAAAAACAGCAAAGGAUAAUCAUAAUCUGGAAAUGCAACAUGGAUCAUUACUGGCUCUGGGAUUCACAGUAGGACGGUAUUUGUCAAAAAGAAAAAUGAAAACAGUAGAACUGCAUGGUAUAGAAGACCCAAAUACCAUUGUAGCACCAGAACAAGACCAGCUGAUAAAAUCAACAACAGAAACUAUAGGUUCCUUUUUGGAUAGUACAUCGCCACUUCUAGCCAUAGCUGCAUGUACAGCCCUGGGAGAAAUUGGCAGGAAUGCGCCUUUGCCCAUCCCCAACGAAGGCAGUGGAUUUACAAAACUCCAUCUUAUUGAAAGUUUACUGGCCAGAAUUCCGUCUGGCAAAGAAAGCAAUAAGAUGAAAGAAAGAGCUAUUCAAACACUGGGUUACUUUCCAGUAGGCGAUGGAGAUUUUCCUCAUCAGAAGCUACUCUUGCAAGGAUUAAUGGAUUCAGUAGAGGCUAAGCAAAUUGAAUUACAGUUUACAGUUGGUGAAGCUAUUACCAGUGCUGCAAUAGGGACCAGUUCUGUAGCUGCCCGUGAUGCAUGGAUAGUAGCUGAAGAAGAGUAUACUGCUCCUCUUGAUAUGAAGAUUAAUGAUGUGGUUCCCUGGGUCCUGGAUGUCAUUUUGAAUAAGCAUAUCAUAAGUCCCAACCCUCACAUAAGACAAGCAUCCUGUAUUUGGCUUUUAUCACUGGUGAGGAAGCUGAGUGCCCACAAAGAAAUUAAGUCACAUCUCAAGGACAUUCAAACUGCAUUUGUAUCUAUUUUGUCUGACAGUGAUGAACUCAGUCAAGAUGUGGCUUCCAAAGGUCUUGGCUUGGUGUAUGAGCUUGGAAAUGAACAAGAUCAACAGGAACUAGUUACUACACUUGUUGAAACGCUUAUGACUGGGAAAAGAGUGAAGCAUGAAGUCUCUGGGGAAACUGUGAUGUUCCAAGGCUCAGGUCUUGGCAAAACUCCAGAUGGCCAGGGUCUUUCUACUUACCAGGAGCUUUGUUCACUUGCAAGUGACCUCAACCAGCCAGAUUUGGUGUAUAAAUUCAUGAAUUUGGCCAAUCAUCAUGCAAUGUGGAAUUCUCGGAAGGGAGCAGCUUUUGGUUUUAAUGUGAUUGCUACCAAAGCUGGAGAACAGCUGGCUCCUUUUCUUCCUCAAUUGCUUCCUCGUCUCUAUCGAUACCAGUUUGAUCCCAAUCUUGGGAUUCGACAGGCUAUGACUAGCAUUUGGAAUGCACUUGUUACAGACAAAUCCGCUGUGGACAAAUACAUGAAAGAAAUUCUUGAUGAUUUAAUAAGCAACCUGACUAGCAAUAUGUGGCGAAUUCGAGAGUCGAGCUGUUUAGCACUGAAUGACUUGCUAAGAGGAAGACCUUUGGAUGACAUUAUUCAUCAACUUCCAGAGAUAUGGGAAACACUCUUUAGAGUGCAAGAUGAUAUCAAGGAAUCUGUACGAAAGGCGGCUGAGUUAGCCCUGAAAACACUAAGUAAGGUGUGUGUGAAGAUGUGCGAUCCAUCUAAAGGAAUUGCAGGCCAGAAAACCAUAGCUGUACUUUUGCCAUGUCUUCUUGAUAAAGGAAUGAUGAAUUCGGUAACUGAAGUGCGGACUCUGAGCAUUAACACUUUGGUCAAGAUUAGUAAAAGUGCUGGGGCCAUGCUGAAACCACAUGCACCAAAACUCAUCCCAGCUUUGUUGGAAUCCCUGAGUGUUUUGGAGCCUCAGGUCCUUAACUACUUGAGUCUGCGUGCUACAGAGCAAGAAAAGGCUGCAAUGGAUACUGCAAGACUCAGUGCUGCUAAGUCCUCCCCAAUGAUGGAAACUAUAAAUAUGUGCUUGCAAUAUUUAGAUGUGUCUGUUUUGGGAGAGCUGAUUCCCAGGCUCUGUGAACUGACUAGAAGUGGAAUCGGCAUUGGCACUAAGGGUGGUUGUGCUAGUGUAAUUGUGUCACUAACCACUCAGUGCCCCCAAGAUUUGACACCAUAUGCUGGUAAACUCAUGAGUGCUUUACUUAGUGGCCUAACUGAUCGCAAUAGUGUGGUGCAGAAGAGCUUUGCAUUUGCCUUGGGACAUUUAGUUAGAACUUCAAGAGACAGCAGCACUGACAAGUUACUCCAGAAGCUCAACAGUUGGUACAUGGAGAAGGAAGAACCAGUCUAUAAAAUGGCAUGUGCUUUAACGAUGCAUGCUAUUGGACGCUACAGCCCAGAUGUACUGAAGAAUCAAGCCAAGUGCGUUUUGCCUCUGGCUUUUUUGGGCAUGCAUGAAAUUCCUGAAGAAGACAAAGCAGAGAAGGAGGAAGGCAACCUGUGGACUGAAGUAUGGCAGGAAAACGUACCUGGUACCUAUGGUGGCUUAAGGCUCUAUAUGGAGGAAUUGAUUGCAGUUACUCAGAAAGCUUUGCAGUCUCCAUCUUGGAAGAUGAAAGCACAAGGAGCGGCGGCCAUGGCAUCCAUCGCAAAGCAGACUGGCGUUCUGGUGCCUCCACACUUAGGCAUGGUGCUCGCGGCUCUGUUGCAAGGUCUGCCUGGAAGAACAUGGGCUGGAAAGGAAGAGCUAUUAAAAGCAAUUGCCAGUGUCGUCUGUUCAUGCAGUGUGGAACUGCGCAAACCUUUGCCCAACCAGCCCAGUGUUGAUGAUGUCGUACAGGCAAUGCUGAAAGAAUGCCGUAAAGAAAACCUACGGUACAAGAUUGUAGCGCUCCGAUGUACGGCUGAUGUGCUUAAGGCUACACAGGAAAAUAGGUUCCAGGAACUGACAGACAUAAACUUUCCAGUAAUAAAGAAGAAUUAUCCUGGGAAUGUAGGAACAAAUUCGUCACAGGACUAUGAUGAGGAUGAGAACGAAAAUGAGAAAGAACUGCAAGUUGAAGCCCUCCUCUGUGCCUUUGAAAGCUUAGGCAAAGCCUGGCCUAAAAACUCAGAAACACAGUGCUGCUAUCGACAAGAGCUGUGCAGAUUAAUGUGUGAGCGUCUAAGACUUGGUACAUGGAAAGUACAGCUCGGCGUUCUCCAAGCCAUGAAGGCUUUUUUCCAAGGGUUAUUAUUGUUUGAAGCAGAACACUCUGACCCUGAGGCUUUGGGAAGAAUAUUGUUGGAAACCUGUUCCUCCAUCACUCACUCACUAGAGAAUAAAAGUUACACUUCCAUAAGAACUGAAGCUUUAUCAGUAAUAGAGGUGCUGCUCACUAAACUUGAAGAAUCCAAACAGUGGGAAAGCCUGAGCACUGAAAGUAGAGAAGUCCUCAUUGGCUCUUUAACAGCAUUGACUUUGGACAGUAGGCCUGAACUACAAGAAAAAGCAUCUUUAUUAAAGAAAACUUUAGAAAAUCUUGAUUGAAUUGGAUACCAAUCAAGUGUCAUGUAAAACAAAGCAAGCAAGCAAAAAAAAAAAAAAAAAAGUGCAAUGAGUUCCGAAUUACAUAGAGGAAAAGUAAAGAUGAUUUUUGUAGCAUGCAUAAAUUCCCUGGCUGAAAUAAAGAACACCUUGAUUCUCUUCCCCAUUA
Molecule: messenger RNA, 5913 nt
Organism: Crotalus tigris (Tiger rattlesnake)
Lineage: Eukaryota; Metazoa; Chordata; Lepidosauria; Squamata; Viperidae
Gene: ECPAS
Product: Ecm29 proteasome adaptor and scaffold
Exons: 51
Coding region: 81-5747 (1888 amino acids)
Biological process (GO): proteasome assembly
Cellular component (GO): cytoplasm; nucleus
Molecular function (GO): molecular adaptor activity
Source: RefSeq, a predicted model, not a curated record